This is a messenger RNA of Nymphalis io (European peacock), 757 nucleotides long. RefSeq names its product RNA-binding motif protein, X-linked 2 (gene Rbmx2). The record is from RefSeq and is a predicted model, not a curated record. Gene Ontology annotation, biological process: mRNA splicing, via spliceosome. Gene Ontology annotation, cellular component: U2 snRNP; catalytic step 2 spliceosome; precatalytic spliceosome. NCBI's taxonomy places the organism in Eukaryota, Metazoa, Arthropoda, Insecta, Lepidoptera, Nymphalidae. The transcript is spliced from 5 exons. Gene Ontology annotation, molecular function: RNA binding. The coding region runs from base 161 to 721 and encodes 186 amino acids.
UCUAUUUGUUUCUCUGUCUACGCCUACUAUUUAGUUCAGACUUCAGUUUGUAAUAUCUAGUUUUUUUUUUGUUUUGAAACAAUUAAUUGCUGGUUAGGUUAUGUUUUCAAACAAUGUGAAGUGAAAUUACUAAAGAAAAUAUCGUAUAAUAUAUUUCGCAAUGAAUCCUAUGACAAAUGUAAAGAAUGUUUUAAAGUUAAGUGAAAGAGAACUUGCGGGAAAUUCCAAAAGUUCUUGGCACGACCAAUAUAAAGACAGUGCUUGGAUAUUUGUUGGAGGCCUGCCGUAUGAUCUAACGGAAGGAGAUAUAAUUUGUGUAUUUUCACAGUAUGGAGAAGUAGUUAAUAUAAACUUGGUCAGAGAUAAAGCUACUGGUAAAUCGAGAGGAUUUUCAUUCAUUUGCUAUGAAGAUCAAAGGUCUACAAUUCUUGCUGUAGAUAAUUUAAAUGGCAUCAAGAUCUUAGGUAGAACAAUUCGUGUGGACCAUUGUGAGCAGUAUAAAGCCCCAAAUGCUGACAUGAGUAAGAUAGAUGAAAUUACUGCAUCAAUUAGAAUAGAAGGAUGUGCACCUGUUAUUCCCAAACCAGAGAUACCUAUUAAAACGGAAAAAUCUGAAAAGAAAGAACCUAAAGAAAAAAAGAGAAAGCAUAAAGAAAAGAAAAGUAAAAAAAAGAAAAAGAAGAAGAAUAAAUCUGAGACUAAUUCUAGCUCUAGUGAAUAAAAUAUUUAUGUAAUUAAAUAAUAUUAACACACAUUA